Messenger RNA from Vicugna pacos (alpaca), 4839 nucleotides. The record is from RefSeq and is a predicted model, not a curated record. Lineage: Eukaryota; Metazoa; Chordata; Mammalia; Artiodactyla; Camelidae.
CUGCAUUCAGGCUUCAGGGUGGAGGGGCAGUGAAGGAGGGAGCCAGGGCAAGGCAGGGACAUAGGCCUGAUGCAGCCUUCCUUCUCUCCAGGCCCCUGCCAGCUUGAGUUUUUCCUCUCGCAGGCACAUUCAAGAAACCAAGGCGCAGCCAUGCCGGACGCGGAGAUGGCGGCGUUUGGGGAGGCCGCCCCCUACCUGCGCAAGACAGAGAAGGAGCGGCUGGAGGCCCAGACCCGGCCUUUUGACCUCAAGAAGGACGUCUUUGUGCCUGAUGACAAAGAGGAGUUCGUCAAGGCCAAAGUUUUGUCUCGUGAGGGUGGUAAAAUCACCGCCGAGACCGAGCAUGGCAAGACGGUGACCGUGAAGGAGGACCAGGUGUUGCAGCAGAACCCGCCCAAGUUCGACAAGAUCGAGGACAUGGCCAUGCUGACCUUCCUGCACGAGCCUGCGGUGCUCUACAACCUCAAGGAUCGCUACGCCUCCUGGAUGAUCUAUACCUACUCGGGCCUCUUCUGCGUCACCAUCAACCCCUACAAGUGGCUGCCGGUGUACAACGCCGAGGUGGUGGCUGCCUACCGGGGCAAGAAGAGGAGUGAGGCGCCGCCCCACAUCUUCUCCAUCUCUGACAACGCCUACCAGUACAUGCUGACAGACAGAGAAAACCAGUCCAUCCUGAUCACCGGAGAAUCUGGGGCAGGGAAGACGGUCAACACCAAGAGGGUCAUCCAGUACUUUGCUGUCAUUGCCGCCAUUGGGGACCGCAGCAAGAAGGAGCAGACCCCAAGCAAGGGCACCCUGGAGGACCAGAUCAUCCAGGCCAACCCAGCUCUGGAGGCCUUCGGCAACGCCAAGACCAUCCGGAAUGACAACUCCUCUCGCUUUGGGAAAUUCAUUCGAAUCCAUUUUGGGGCGACUGGAAAGUUGGCAUCUGCAGACAUAGAGACCUACCUUCUGGAAAAAUCCAGAGUUAUUUUCCAGCUGAAAGCAGAGCGAGAUUAUCACAUUUUCUACCAGAUCCUGUCUAACAAAAAGCCUGAGCUGCUGGACAUGCUGCUGAUCACUAACAACCCCUAUGACUAUGCAUUCAUCUCCCAAGGAGAGACCACUGUGCCCUCAAUUGAUGAUGCUGAGGAGCUCAUGGCCACUGAUAACGCCUUUGAUGUGCUGGGCUUCACGUCAGAGGAGAAGAACUCCAUGUACAAGCUGACGGGCGCCAUCAUGCACUUUGGAAACAUGAAGUUCAAGCUGAAGCAGCGAGAGGAGCAGGCGGAGCCUGAUGGCACCGAAGAGGCUGACAAAUCUGCCUACCUCAUGGGACUGAACUCAGCCGACCUGCUCAAGGGGCUGUGCCACCCUCGGGUGAAAGUGGGCAAUGAGUACGUCACCAAGGGGCAGAACGUCCAGCAGGUGGAGUAUGCCAAAGGGGCACUGGCCAAGGCAGUGUAUGAGAAGAUGUUCAACUGGAUGGUGACGCGGAUCAACGCCACCCUGGAGACCAAGCAGCCGCGCCAGUACUUCAUAGGGGUCCUGGACAUCGCUGGCUUCGAGAUCUUUGAUUUCAACAGCUUUGAGCAGCUCUGCAUCAACUUCACCAAUGAGAAGCUGCAGCAGUUCUUCAACCACCACAUGUUCGUGCUGGAGCAGGAGGAGUACAAGAAGGAGGGCAUCGAGUGGGAGUUCAUCGACUUCGGCAUGGACCUGCAGGCCUGCAUCGACCUCAUCGAGAAGCCCAUGGGCAUCAUGUCCAUCCUGGAGGAGGAGUGCAUGUUCCCCAAGGCCACCGACAUGACCUUCAAGGCCAAGCUGUUCGACAACCACCUGGGCAAGUCCGCCAACUUCCAGAAGCCACGUAACAUCAAGGGCAAGCCGGAAGCCCACUUCUCCCUGAUCCACUACGCCGGCACCGUGGACUACAACAUCCUGGGCUGGCUGCAGAAGAACAAGGACCCGCUCAACGAGACGGUGGUGGACUUGUACAAGAAGUCCUCCCUCAAGUUGCUCAGCAGCCUGUUUGCCAACUACGCCGGGUUUGAUGCACCUAUUGAUAAGACGAAAGGCAAGGCCAAGAAGGGCUCAUCCUUUCAAACUGUGUCAGCUCUGCACAGGGAGAAUCUGAACAAGCUGAUGACCAACUUGCGCUCUACCCACCCCCACUUCGUGCGUUGCAUCAUCCCCAAUGAGACAAAGUCUCCAGGAGUGAUAGACAACCCCCUGGUCAUGCACCAGCUGCGCUGCAACGGCGUGCUGGAGGGCAUCCGCAUCUGCAGGAAGGGCUUCCCCAACCGCAUCCUCUACGGGGACUUCCGGCAGCGAUAUCGCAUCCUGAACCCAGCGGCCAUCCCCGAGGGCCAGUUCAUUGACAGCAGGAAAGGGGCGGAGAAGCUACUGGGCUCCCUGGACAUUGAUCACAACCAGUACAAGUUCGGCCACACCAAGGUGUUCUUCAAGGCGGGGCUGCUGGGGCUGCUGGAAGAGAUGCGAGAUGAGAGGCUGAGCCGCAUCAUCACCCGCAUUCAGGCUCAGUCCCGGGGUGUGCUCUCCAGAAUGGAGUUCAAGAAGCUGCUGGAGCGCAGAGACUCCCUGCUGAUAAUCCAGUGGAACAUUCGCGCCUUCAUGAGUGUCAAGAACUGGCCAUGGAUGAAGCUAUUCUUUAAGAUCAAGCCACUGCUGAAGAGUGCAGAGACUGAGAAGGAGAUGGCCACCAUGAAGGAGGAGUUUGCACGCCUCAAAGAGGCGCUGGAGAAGUCUGAGGCUCGCCGCAAGGAGCUGGAGGAGAAGAUGGUGUCCCUGCUGCAGGAGAAGAAUGACCUGCAGCUCCAAGUGCAGGCGGAACAAGACAACCUGGCUGACGCAGAGGAGCGCUGUGACCAGCUGAUCAAAAACAAGAUCCAGCUGGAGGCCAAGGUGAAGGAGAUGACGGAGAGGCUGGAGGAUGAGGAAGAGAUGAACGCCGAGCUCACUGCCAAGAAGCGCAAGCUGGAAGAUGAGUGCUCUGAGCUCAAAAGGGACAUUGAUGACCUGGAGCUGACACUAGCCAAGGUGGAGAAGGAGAAGCAUGCAACAGAGAACAAGGUGAAGAACCUGACUGAGGAGAUGGCUGGGCUGGACGAGAUCAUCGCCAAGCUGACCAAGGAGAAGAAAGCUCUGCAAGAGGCCCACCAGCAGGCCCUGGAUGACCUUCAGGCCGAGGAGGACAAGGUCAACACCCUGACCAAGGCCAAGGUCAAGCUGGAGCAGCAUGUGGACGAUCUGGAGAGUGCUCCGAAGAAGCUGGCCCAGAGGCUCCAGGAUGCUGAGGAGGCCGUGGAGGCCGUCAAUGCCAAGUGCUCCUCCCUGGAGAAGACCAAGCACCGGCUGCAGAACGAGAUCGAGGACCUGAUGGUGGAUGUGGAGCGCUCCAACGCAGCCGCCGCGGCCCUGGACAAGAAACAGAGGAACUUCGACAAGAUCCUGGCCGAGUGGAAACAGAAGUACGAGGAGUCGCAGUCGGAGCUGGAGUCCUCGCAGAAGGAGGCGCGCUCCCUCAGCACCGAGCUCUUCAAGCUCAAGAACGCCUACGAGGAGUCCCUGGAGCACCUGGAGACCUUCAAGCGGGAGAACAAGAACCUGCAGGAGGAGAUUUCUGACCUGACGGAGCAGCUGGGCUCCAGUGGAAAGACCAUCCAUGAGCUGGAGAAGGUCCGCAAGCAGCUGGAGGCUGAGAAGCUGGAGCUGCAGUCGGCCCUGGAGGAGGCUGAGGCCCUGCGGGUGAAGAAGAAGAUGGAGGGUGACCUCAACGAGAUGGAGAUCCAGCUCAGCCAUGCCAACCGCAUGGCCACCGAGGCCCAGAAACAAGUCAAGAGCCUCCAGAGCUUGCUGAAGGACACCCAGAUCCAGCUGGAUGACUCAGUCCGUGCCAAUGACGACCUGAAGGAGAACAUUGCCAUCGUGGAGAGGCGCAACAACCUGCUGCAGGCUGAGCUGGAGGAGCUGCGGGCAGUGGUGGAGCAGACGGAGCGGUCCCGGAAGCUGGCUGAGCAGGAGCUGAUCGAGACCAGCGAGCGGGUACAGCUGCUGCAUUCCCAGAAUACCAGCCUCAUCAACCAGAAGAAGAAGAUGGAUGCAGACCUGUCCCAGCUUCAGACUGAAGUGGAGGAGGCGGUGCAAGAGUGCAGGAACGCCGAGGAGAAGGCCAAGAAGGCCAUCACCGAUGCCGCCAUGAUGGCGGAGGAGCUGAAGAAGGAGCAGGACACCAGCGCCCACCUGGAGCGCAUGAAGAAGAACAUGGAGCAGACCAUCAAGGACCUGCAGCACCGACUGGACGAGGCCGAGCAGAUCGCCCUCAAGGGAGGCAAGAAGCAGCUACAGAAGCUGGAGGCACGAGUGCGGGAGCUGGAGAACGAGCUGGAGGCCGAGCAGAAGCGCAAUGCUGAGUCGGUCAAGGGCAUGAGGAAGAGCGAGCGGCGCAUCAAGGAGCUCACCUACCAGACGGAGGAGGACAGGAAGAACCUGCUGCGGCUGCAGGACCUGGUGGACAAGCUGCAGCUGAAGGUCAAGGCCUACAAGCGCCAGGCCGAGGAGGCGGAGGAACAAGCCAACACCAACCUGUCCAAGUUCCGCAAGGUGCAGCACGAGCUGGAUGAGGCGGAGGAGCGGGCAGACAUCGCCGAGUCCCAGGUCAACAAGCUGCGGGCCAAAAGCCGCGACAUCGGCACGAAGAAGGGCUUGAACGAGGAGUAGAUUUGCCACGUCGUCUUGAUCUGUCCCAUCCUAAGGGUGCAACAAAGCUCCCAGUCCUGGAGCCUGGAGAGCAGCCCCUAUGGCGGAAGCAGAAUAAAGCAAUUUUCCUUGAAGUGAGAA